AUGUUGCUCUUGGUGCUUGUGUCCUCUGUGGUGCUGUAUUUGCUGCAUCUGCUGGAUGGGAUCCUGCUGAACCAGGGCACCAUGGAGCAGAAGAGGUUGCCCACCUUCAACAGGACCCUGGCACUGCUCCAACAAGUCAUCAAGUCCUCCAAAGCUCACUACACAGCCCUGGCCUGGUGCUACCUGGGGAUGCUGCUGGAGAGGAAAACCCCAACAUUUUCCCCCACCCUGACGGGGAUCCAGGACAGUGGCUUCUCUGAGGCUGGCCCCCUUGAUUGCUUUGGCGAUGAAACGGUGAAAGACAACCUUUCCGUCCUGAACUGCCGGGUGAAUAACUUCCACUCCCUGGGCUAGCAGGAGAUGGCCAAAGGCAUAUGCAAUAUGGCACUGGAUGUCCUGCGGGACCCACAGCUCAGCUGCCAGACAUACUGCACCUGGGCACACAUCCACAUGAAGAUGCAUCUGCAAGAUCUGGAACAUGUAAAGAUGGGGCAGGGCCCAAUGCCUGAUAGGAGAAAUCUCAUGCAUGCUAAAAAUCACCUCAAAAGGGUCAUCAAGGCUUGCCCAUGCCUGAGGGCAAGCCUAGAUGUGGGCCAGGAAACACUCGCCAUCGAGUACUUCAAGAGGACCAUCAAAGUGGAUGGCGCGGGCUCCACUGAGGGCCUGUGGGGCAUCCUGGAGCCGCUGCUUGUGUUCUUUGGUCAGAAGAAGCUGAGGAUGGAAACGCUGACGCAGGAGGUGGAGCAGCAGGUUAAGAAAGCAGAGGAGAAAUUCCCAUGGCAAUGCCUGCAGCAGGAGCUGAGGGCAGUCUGCCCCAACUGCACGCCGGAGGUGAUCCAGCUCUCCACAGCCAUGAUCACCCCGGGGAGGAUGGCGCUGGUGCAGCUGCUGUUUGAGACAAUGAAGGUCGAUUCUUCCAAGGGCAGGAUGAACUGUCGCUGUCCCUCUGAGUCGCCAGGGGUGGCAGCAGCUUCUGCAGAGUGGCUGUCUCUCUCAGGAGCGGUCUGGACCUUCUCAGCUUCCUAAAACCUUGUUAAUU
Molecule: messenger RNA, 1039 nt
Organism: Phalacrocorax carbo (great cormorant)
Lineage: Eukaryota; Metazoa; Chordata; Aves; Suliformes; Phalacrocoracidae
Source: RefSeq, a predicted model, not a curated record